Molecule: messenger RNA, 1859 nt
Organism: Ochlerotatus camptorhynchus
Lineage: Eukaryota; Metazoa; Arthropoda; Insecta; Diptera; Culicidae
Product: ADP-dependent glucokinase
Exons: 3
Coding region: 200-1687 (495 amino acids)
Biological process (GO): glucose metabolic process
Cellular component (GO): endoplasmic reticulum
Molecular function (GO): ADP-specific glucokinase activity
Source: RefSeq, a predicted model, not a curated record
CCUCUCUCUACAAUCGCUUCUUUGUGAUGGCCAUUAUCUUGUUUUUCUUUUCGACCGAAACCGGCUCACAGUUAAUUUAAUCAAUACCAUUAGAGCUACCUCGCCCGCGUCGAUGAAAAGCAGUUCUGUUUUUUGCCGAAAUAAAUAAAUUUAGGAACUUAGUUUUACUGCUGGGCAACAUUUAUUAAGUUUAGUUAAAAUGGGAGCUACCUCCUACUUUACGUUGUUUACUGUGUUGAGUGUUUUCACGGCCCUGUUCUCCAUAAUCUAUCAGGCCUACCUGGCAUCGAGUGAUCUAAGAAGUCUGACAACGAUACUGCAAAAUCUCAAAACAUUAGAAUAUGAAUUUAAAGUUGAUAAACCUCGCGUUGCCAUAGGCUACGGUUCGUGCAGCGAUUUGUACGUAAAGGCAGUGGAUUUCCUCAAUUUUACCAGCAACGUCGAGGAAUCGCUGAAGCAAGCGACCUUCAAUGUGGACGAUAUUACCAACGAGAAUGAGUUUCUUCAGAGUUUUGCAUACUAUUUUCAGCGUGGAGCUGCAGCCGAACGAUUCACUGCCAACAAGACGUUGUUCCAAAAUUUGGUGAGAUUAGCGAAAAAAGCUCAAAAUGCCGACCCUCGAUGGGCAUUGGGAGGAAAUGCACCGGUGAUAGGAUCCAGACUGGCCACCGAAGGGGCUGAAGUUAUACUCGCGGCUAAAAUGUCAUCCAAGCUGCAGUCUCACCUGAGAGCCGACGUGCGCCUAACCGGUAGCCUAAUCGACGACGACGAUAUCCACUUGAUACUCGAGUACAAAACAGGAGAUGAAUGGGGUACACUGAAAUCCCCUCGAGCAAACCGAUAUAUCCUCCAUAAUGACCAUCACAAUCCAUACAUUAGCUCGUUGGAGGAGUUUGAGCAAGCACUGCCUGGAUUUGAACCACAUCUCUUCGUAGUCAGCGGUCUCCAGAUGAUGGACAACUAUUUCUACGAAAAAGGUGUCCGAGAGACUAGAAUCGAAAAAGUUCGCAAUCAAAUGAUAUCCCAAUUUCCGUCCACGUUGAUCCACUUUGAAAUGGCUAGCUUUGUAGAAUUGGAUCUGUUGCAGUUACUGCUCCGAGAUGUCAUACCCUACAGCGAUUCCAUUGGAAUGAACGAACAAGAAUUGGACAAUCUGAGACAGGUUUUGGAAACGGGCAAAAUCAGCCUUGUGGCAGACUGCAACCCUCGCGUGGCGUUGUCACUUGAUCAAGCGAGAGCCGUCUUCAGAAUACUCAACGAAGACUACUUCAAACAUCGCGAAAGCGAUCCAAGCCGUCGAAUGAUUUCUAGGAUUCAUUUGCACACACUAGCAUAUCAGGCUAUAAUGGUAGUCAAGGAUAGCAAAUGGAGGCACACCAAGAAUGCAGCGGCGAAAGCUUCACUGACUGCGAACCGUCACGUUUGUGCUAGUUCAAUCGUUAACCCGGAUGCUUCGUACAGGCUGCUGGACGAUAGCUUCGCAACUUCUACCAAGCAAGGAGCAGAUCGCAUUCCAUUUUCCGAAGCAGACCCCGUCUCCUGCUGGAACGAAACAUUCGCUUUUGAAUGGCAACCACCGAUGGAUGUGCAAAUUUGUGUGGCUCCGGUGUUGAUUUGCAAGGUGGCAAAACAGACCGUCGGUGCAGGAGACAAUAUUUCUGGAGCCGGUUUGAUAUUACAAAUUUAGUAGAUCUUAAUCCGUUUUUGAAAUUUCCAAUUCCAAGACAUAAAAUGUUUAAAACUCACCGUUUUUAGGCCGUUUCUAUCAACACCCUUAAGACUUAUUCGACAUUCCUAUUUUACUGAGUGAAUCUUUUUUUAAGCAUGUUGGACAAUACAGAACCAUGUUGAAGCCUUAA